CUUGUGUAUACCCUCAUCGACUUCAACAUUCGAGUAUUCACUAUUCACAAUAGCAACAUGACACGAAACUUACCUUUCAAGCUUGACGAUUCGUCUCUUCUUCACGAAGAAUCGCUGUUAGACGGCCAAUGGGUCCAAUCUCAGUCUGGAGAACGUUUUAGCGUUGAAGAUCCUGGCUCUGGUCACAUCUGGGCGGCCAGUCCCACCAACAAAGUCUCCGAUGUUGACAAAUAUGUUGAAUCGUCACACGCUGCCUUCCAAAGCUACCGCCAUGUCAAUCCUCGCCAACGAGCCAAGAUCCUUCUCAAGUGGCAUGAGCUAAUUACAAAUGCACGACAAGACAUCGCCAAGAUCGUCGUCUUCGAAACCGGAAAACCGAUGGCAGAGGCUGUAGGUGAGGUUGAUUAUGCCCUUGGCUUCGCUUGGUGGUUCGCCGGCGAGGCUGAGCGUAUCAGAGGCUCCAUUGCUCAACCCGCUAUAUCUGACCGUCGAACUUUUGUCAUCAAGCAGCCAAUCGGUGUAUGUGUUGCCCUCGUCCCCUGGAACUUCCCUGUUGCCAUGAUUAUCCGCAAAGUUUCAGCCGCACUAGCCGCAGGAUGUACCAUGAUUGUCAAACCAUCACCCGAAACACCAUUUAGUGUUAUGGCUCUGGCAGACCUCGCCCUUCGCGCGGGUCUGCCCCCUGGAGUGCUGAACGUUAUCUCAACUGAUAACGCUAAUACCCCAUCGGUCAGCGAGACACUCUGCAAGCAUCCGCUCGUCCACAAGGUCACCUUCACGGGUAGUACUUCUGUAGGCAGUAUCAUCGCAAGGCAUUGCAGUGGCGGGUUGAAGAAGGUCACUAUGGAGUUGGGUGGAAAUUGUCCUUUCAUUAUUUUUGAUGACGGCGAUCUUGAACAAGCAGUCGCAGCUCUUAUGAUACUCAAGUGGCGAACCGCAGGCCAAGCAUGCACCCAUGCCAAUCGAGUCUAUGUCCAGAGCGGCGUUUACGACAAGUUUGCGCAGAUGAUGCUCGAGGCCACCGGCAAGAUUCGCUUGGGACAUGGAGCUGAGUCCUGCUCCACUAUGGGGCCACUAACUACUGCUCGUGGUGUUGAUAAGGUCAAGAAACAUGUCCAAGAUGCGGUCAGCAAAGGUGGAAACAUUCUGUGUGGUGGUAAACAGCCAGAGAAUCUGAAUGGGUACUUUUUCGAGCCAACUAUUAUCUCGGGCAUGACCUCGGAUAUGCUCACAACUCAAGAAGAGAUUUUUGGACCUGUACUGGGCCUGUACAAGUUCGAAACCGAAGAGGAGGUUGUGCAAAAGGCAAAUGACACGUCGAUGGGCUUAGCAUCCUACUUCUUCACUAAAGACGUCUCCCGAACAUGGAGGCUUUUGGAAAGCCUAGAGGCUGGAAUGAUUGGGAUGAAUACUGGCAACGCUUCUUGUGCCGAGUCUCCAUUUGGUGGAAUCAAGAUGUCGGGCUAUGGGAAAGAAGCAGGCAAGGACGUGGCUAUUGAGGAAUACCUUAUCCAGAAAACAGGCACUUUGACUGUUGAGGAUAUGUCCAAGCUAUAGGCGAUAGCUACAUAGUUCCUUGUGAGAGGCGUGUUUGGG
This is a messenger RNA of Fusarium oxysporum Fo47, 1596 nucleotides long. Its product is annotated as Aldehyde/histidinol dehydrogenase. Lineage: Eukaryota; Fungi; Ascomycota; Sordariomycetes; Hypocreales; Nectriaceae. The coding region runs from base 58 to 1557 and encodes 499 amino acids. The transcript has 4 exons. The record is from RefSeq and is a predicted model, not a curated record. Gene Ontology annotation, molecular function: succinate-semialdehyde dehydrogenase (NAD+) activity.